AUGGAGCUUCUUUGUUUCUCAAGUAAACUUUCUCACGUUCUUGAUUUGCUGAUGAAGUGUGAUAGUUAUCGGCAUUUGAGAUAUAUAACUGUUGGGAAUGUUAGUUACAUCUGUAGCACUUCCUUGUUCAAUUUGAAAUUUUGUAAAAUGUUUCUCUUAUCAAAUACCAUGAAAUUAAUUUUUUUAAUUUUCGGUUUUAAUUUGUUUGAUGUACAUGCAGAGUUAAGUGAUGGAAAAGAAUUAAAGUCAUUAUGUAACGAUAGGUACUGCUUGUACUCCAAUGGAACAUCAACUUCCUACACAAGUGUUGAUGAGAUGAGAGGUGUUUGUACAGGCUGGAACAUGAGUGUUUGGUUGUUGGAGGUGUACGAUGCUGAGCUUCAAAAUUUGACGGAACGAUUUAUCGAUAUUUACAAUUUUAAAGAUAAAAAUAUUCCAUUGAAUAUGAGAAGAAACACGCAAGGAUGGAUGUGGAUCAACAACCAGCCACUUUUGAAUCAGACGUCAAUUACAAAUCAAUAUGAAACUAGGAGUGUUUCUUACAUGUUAAAAAGCCCAAAUUCUGACAAAGUUGAAUAUUUGGGUGCUGGAAACGAAAACACUUGUGAGAGAGCUAUUUGUCAAAUUUUAAAAACGACUAAUUGCAAAACGAGCGAGAGUCUACAGUAUAAAAACUUUUGUUAUUUGCCAAUUUUGAGAGAGCCAAUGUAUUGGCACGAAGCUCAAAAUGAAUGCAUCAAGUUGAAUGGCACAUUGGCAGUGUUUGAUGGUAUGGAUUUGAAUAGCUACAAUAAAACGUGGGUGCAAUCAUUAGUGGCUGAUAAAUACUUGAUUGGAUUGGCCCGAGGACAAUUUAUGUGGGAUCACUCAAACAGUUUUGUUAAUUUCUCUCAAUGGAGAGAUAGAAAUCUCAAUUUGAGUUUUUCAUGCCCCGUCAUCUACAACCUGAAAGUUUGGGUGAACCUGAAUUGUCCAAGAUAUUCAUACGUUGUUGUGUGCAUGAAAGAAAACCCAAAUAUAUCUCUGAACACCGGAAAAUCACUUAUUGUAUCUGGGAAUUAUACGACACCUAGCACAACAUCAGCAAUAAUUAACGUUAACAUCACCAAGGACCCCGGCUUCAGCACAAAACUGGGUGAACAACAAAACAUCAACUCUAUGGCCAUCGGAAUUGGAGUUGGAGUGUCGUUGUUUGUGUUGUUGUCGGUGGCUGUAGUUGUGCUGGUUGUCUGCUUGUGGAGGAAGAAAAAAAUGUGGUAG
Molecule: messenger RNA, 1260 nt
Organism: Helobdella robusta
Lineage: Eukaryota; Metazoa; Annelida; Clitellata; Rhynchobdellida; Glossiphoniidae
Exons: 6
Coding region: 1-1260 (419 amino acids)
Source: RefSeq, a predicted model, not a curated record